GCUCUUCUUCACACUCCACAGUUCGCAAUCCACAUCACUCGCUGCUCCUCCCUGUCUCCCAUUUUUAGCAAGGCUUCGAUCCGGUGCUCUCGUUGCCUCUGCUGCCGUGAGCUUGAUCCGUGUCCCUUCUCUUCCUCCACCAGAUCUUACGGAGCUCAGACAUGAAAGGGCUAGGGCUGUUCAUUCUCGCGAUGAUCUCACUGUACGGAUCUGGUUCUGCUUCGGCUGCUUCACCUGCGAGGGAGAUUGUUACUGCGGCGGUCUCCAAUGCUGCAUCCGCGCUCGUGAAUAGGUUUUGGUCACUGAAAUCUACAAGAAAAAAUGCGAUCUCUGCCAACCGUCCGCUGAUGAAAUUCGAGAGCGGGUAUACAGUCGAGACUGUGUUUGAUGGGAGUAAGCUGGGGAUUGAGCCCUACUCGGUCGAGGUGACGCGGAGCGGAGAGCUGCUGCUGCUGGAUUCUGUCAACAGCAACUUGUAUCAGAUUUCACUGCCAUUGUCGAGAUAUAGCAGACCUAAGCUUAUUGCUGGUUCUCUUGAAGGCCUUGGGGGUCAUGUGGAUGGAGGUCUGAGGGAAGCAAGACUGAACCAUCCUAAAGGAUUUACAGUUGAUGAAAGGGGGAAUAUAUAUGUUGCAGACGCAUCAAACAUGGCAAUCAGGAAAAUCAGUGACAUGGGGGUUACAACCAUUGCCGGAGGAAAGUGGAGUAAAACUGGGCAUUCUGAUGGUCCCAGCGAAGGGGCAAAGUUCUCUACAGAUUUUGAAGUUGUUUAUAUUGCUAGUAGCUGCUCUCUCUUAGUUGUCGACCGAGGAAAUCAAGCAAUCAGAGAAAUUCAACUCAACAUUGACGAUUGUGCUCACCAAUAUGACACUGGUUUUCCGCUCGGAAUCGCUGUUCUAUUUGCUGCUGUUUUCUCUGGUUACAUGCUUGCUUUACUCCAAAGGCGGGUGGGAGGAAUGGUCUCUUCCGAAAAUGAUCCUCAAACUGCUAUGAAAGGAACAACCAUGCCUCCAUACCAGAAACCAACCAGACAAUCAAUAAGACCACCACUUAUUCCUACCAGAGAUGAAGUGGAGAAUGCAGAUGAAGAAGGCCUCUUCACUGCCUUUGGAAAGCUUGUAUCCCGAGUAUUCAGAAGGAGAUCAAAAACUGCACAUUUUCAGCAGCAACAGCAGAGAUCUAGCAGUUGGCCCACGGCAGACAGUUUUGUCCUUCCAGAGGAUGAGAUACCACCGCCAUUAGAGACAAGAACUCCAACUACGCUAGCGAAUUACGCUUUCACGUCGAAAGAGCCAGAAAAAAUCCAACACAUUCGACACACUUCGCCUUAUCCAGCAGGAUGGCAUGCUGAACCACAUCAACCACAGCAGCAACAAGUUUAUCAACGACAAAAUCUCCAACGACACAGGCAAUACUCAUCUGGCCCGCAAACAUAUUACAAGCAGAGCUGUGAAACAACAAACGAGAUCAUUUUUGGAGCGGUUCAGGAGUUGGAUAGCAAGCGGCAGAUGGUGGAGAUUAAGGCACUAAACUACGGUGAUCCCAUUUACGAGCAGUAUGGUGUGCGCUACCGAAAUAAUUACACAGGUUUUGGCAACUACUGAUUAGAUGGAAGUUGAAUCUUCCUAGUCAUUCGCAGGAAAGUUUCUCAGCUAGGUUAUAUACUUAUAUCUAUGUUAUAUUGUGAUCUUCUACUACAUGCCUAGAAAAUGGUGAAAAAAUAUAAAAUUUCUGGUGCUAUAUUGUAAUCUCCAACAAUCUUUGUCUUUGUUUUCUUAAGAGAAAUCUAAGCGUAAGAUAUGAUAUUGUUGUAAUA
Molecule: messenger RNA, 1816 nt
Organism: Zingiber officinale
Lineage: Eukaryota; Viridiplantae; Streptophyta; Magnoliopsida; Zingiberales; Zingiberaceae
Exons: 7
Coding region: 162-1604 (480 amino acids)
Molecular function (GO): protein binding
Source: RefSeq, a predicted model, not a curated record